Coregonus sp. 'balchen' is the source of this 8384-nucleotide messenger RNA. The record is from the annotation of a GenBank genome assembly. NCBI's taxonomy places the organism in Eukaryota, Metazoa, Chordata, Actinopteri, Salmoniformes, Salmonidae.
ACUUGACGUUGCUCAGUAUGUUUUUAAGCUUGCUGAGUGCCAAGCUUUCUCGAGGGUUAUAGAGAAGGAUUUGUGGCUGUUGGCCUGAAUUAAGACAUGAAGAAAUACAGAGAACGAUGGAGAGCAAAUUCUGCAUUUUGACCGACACAGAAGACCUCAAAACCCUGAUUUCGAGUACCGAAGAGAGUCUGCAAAUUGAAAGGUAACGUUACUAACGUUUGCUAGCUAGCUAGUUGCUGCUAAGCGAACUAGCUAAUUUGCAUGUGAUCUAGUUAGCUAGACAAACCAACCAAUAAAUCCCUUGGAAAACAUUAGUAGAUAAUCCGACUUCAACAUUUUGCAAUAUUGCAUCCACACUUAAAUGCACCAACACGUGGGUUUUGAAGACUUCACUAGUUACAAUGGAGAUAGCUAGCUAUUAACGUUAGAUGGUCUGCUAAGCUAACGUCUACUAGCAGCUGGUGUAUACCAGGGGCGUAUUCAUUACGCUGGUUAUGUGGUCAUGGCUAGAAGGGAUACAGCUUUUGUCAAAUUAACGUCAAAAGUAGAUUUAUUUUGUGUGUAUUUUAGCUAACCCUUUCACUAAUUUUAAACUAAUUCUUAAAACCUGCUGUGUAAAUUCUCCAAACCUGCUGCGUAAAUUCUGCGUAAAUCCUCCUAACCUGCUGCUUAAAUGUCAAAUCUGAAAAAAAGCUGUAACCCAUCUAGUCAAACCCCGAUUCUGUUGCAAAACGUUACUUAAACGGAAGCGAACGAAACGGGGAGGGACCUACCUGCAUUUAUCCAAUAGAAACUCUCGUUUUAGUUGCGUUUUAAACGGUUUGGGAUGAUUACACCCCUGUGUGUGUGUGUGUUGCAACUUGAAUGUCAAAAGUAUCUUGGUUGUAUCGAAGCUACAUACAAGAGAGCAUUAAUUAUAGCUAGCUGCCAUGUUAGUCUUCAAUUCGAUUUAUCAAAUGAUACUGACUGAACACGUAUCAUAUUUUUUUUAAUAUAUUCAUUAUGUAGCAAGCUACCAGGGUUUGCAUUGCAAAUGUGCAUGUCAUCGUCAGAUCCGACAGUUGGCUUGCUACAAGAUAGGAUGACCACUGGUAUGAGGGAUGUAUUGCCAUGCACACUCAUACGUAGCUUAAUUAUUUAGGCAUUUAGUAAAUUAUGAAUACCUUCCUUCACCAAUCCCAUGCAGGAAAACUCUUAUUAAUCAUAAGGAAGAUGAAGGUAAGGAUUUGAGGAUAUAAGCUGAUCCUAGAACUGUGCUUAAAGGUUAAGUAUGUAUAAACCAAAUCUCUAUUUUUUAUGUAAAUAGGAUGUUAUAGAAGGGUCCAGACACCUUUUUGUGAUUUCACAUGUUUUAACUUAGCGCAAACAGCAAAUCACUUCCUCAUCCUUUUGUAGUAUGGGGGCCCUGAAAAACAUGAACAAAGGCUCCAAAUACAUCCUUUUAGAAACGGCAAAGCUGUCAGUACAGUGAUGCAGGUCUUUAGAUGUUGUACACGUUAAAUUGUGUCAUUCCAAACUUUAGCCGCAACGUUAUAUUCCAUUUUGUUGCGACUCGAGCGAUACCUCUCCAUCCAUUUUGCAGGUAACUGCUCAAUUAAAAUAAACACUUAAAUGAGGGAUACAAAGUAUGUGGACACCCCUUCAAAUUUGUGGAUUCGGCCUUUUCAGCCACACCCGUUACUGACUGGUGUAUAAACCCGAGCACACAACCAUGCAAUCUCCAUAGACAAACAUUGGCAGUAGAAUGGCCCGUACUGAAGAGCUCAGUGACUUUAAACGUGGCACCGUCAUAGGAUGCCACCUUUCCAACAAGUCAGUUCAUCAAAUUUCUGCCCUUCUAGAGCUGCCCCGGUCAUCUUUAAGUGCUGUUAUUGUGAAGAGGCAACGUCUAGGAGCAAAAACGGCUCAGCCGCGAAGUGGUAGGCCACACAAGCUCACAGAACUGGACCGCCGAGUCCUGAAGCUCGUAGCACUCUAGAGCAGUGGGAAUGUGUUCUCUGGAGUGAUGAAUCAUGCUUUACCAUAUGGCAGUCCGACGGAUUUAUCUGGGUUUGGCAGAUGCCAGGAAAACGCUACCUGCCCCAAUGCAUAGUGCCAACUGUAAAGUUUGGUGGAGGAGGAAUAAUGGUCUGGGGCUGUUUUUCAUGGUUCGGACUAGGCCCCUUAGUUCCAGUGAAGGGAAAUAUUAACGCUACAGCAUACAAUGACAUUCUAGACGAUUCUGUGCUUCCGACUUUGUGGCAACAGUGUGGAAGAACUUGACUGGCCUGCAAAGAGCCCCUACCUCAACCACAUCGACCCCAUAGGCCUAAUCACCAGUGCCCAACCUCACUAAUGCUCUCGUGAAUGGAAGCAAGUCUCCGCAGCAAUGUUCCAACAUCUAGUGGAUAACCUUCCCAGAAGAGUGGAGGCUGUUAUAGCAGCAAAGGGGGGACCAACUCCAUAUUAAUGUCAAUGAUUUUGGAAUGAGAUGUUCGAUGAGCAGGUGUCCACCUACUUUUGGCCAUGUAGUGUAUAUUGAAAGCAUGCGGUGCUUCCACACAGGAAGUUCCAGACACUUGUAGAAUCCGUUCCAAGGCGCAUUGAAGCUGUUCUGGCAGCUCGUGGUGGCCCAAUGCGCUAUUAAGAUACUAUAUGUUGGUGUUUCCUUUAUUUUGGUAGUUACCUGCAGCAGCAGGCUACACGAAAAAUGGAACAGUUACAGACUGCUCGAGUCGUGCAAAAGGGAAUAUAACAUUGCGGAUCAAGUUCUGAAUGACAACUUCAUGUGUACAUCUAAAGACCUGCAUGACUAUACUGACAGCUUUGCUGUCUCUAAAAGGACGUUUUGGGGUGUUUUUGGAGAUUUUGUUCAUAUUCCUUCAGGGCCCCCAUACUACACAAGGAUGAGGGAGUGAUUUGCUGUUUGGGGUAAGUUUCUCUAAAACGUGAAAAGGUGUUUUGGAUCCUCUAUGACAUGCCAUUUACAUAUUUAUUUUUGGUUGUAAAAAAUAACUUAUCCUUUAAGGGCAACUUCAACCGAGAGCGAAUGAUAACAUAUACCUUCAGGUCCCGUGUAGCUCAGUUGGUAGAGCAUGACGUUUGCAACGCCAGGGUUGUGGGUUCGAUUCCCACGGGGGGCCAGUAUAAAAAAUAUAUGCACUCACUAACUGUAAGUCGCUCUGGAUAAGAGCGUCUGCUAAAUGACUAAAAUGUAAAUGUAAUGUUGUUUCCCUAGGACCAAGACAUUGUUUGAGGAGAUCCGUGCAUCCAUCAACAACAAUGAUGAAGAGGACCGUUCCUUUUGGAGGCCUGUGCUCCCAUGGGGGGGCGUCUACACCAUCAGGGCAGGGAGGAAGGCCAUCUCAUGCACCCCUCUGUAUGUUAAGAUAAGCCUAAAGAACACCUGCACCAUCGAUGGGUUCCUCAUGAUUCUUUAUGUCAUUCUGAGAGACAACCAGAGCUUUCCCCGGGAGGUGGGCGUAUUCCUGGGCAGGCAGUUUGUGGAGCAUUUCCUCUACCUGAUGGACUCCUAUGACUACACCACCGUUAAGAUGCUGUGGAUCUGGGACAGGAUGUCCAAGAGGCAGUACCGCUCAGUGAUCCACCAUGCAGCAUUGGAGAUCGACCUAUUUGGUAACGAACAUGAGAACUUCACCAAGAACUUGGAGACAAUGAUGUCUACCAUGCAGGAGAGUCUGUGCACCAACUGGAGCUGUCCUGCUCGUUUCCAGGAGUUCAUACAGAAAACCAUCAACAUCAAGUAAGAGAGGCAAAGGCUAUAAGCCAAAGUCUGCACUAUAUCUCCCAGAGCUGGUUGAGCUUCUGCUCAGAGACCAGUAAUCCUUCAUUUGUAUGAAAACCAAUAGUGAUUCACUGUAAAUAAGGUAACUAAAAAGCUAUGAGUUAAAAUGGGAGGACCUUCCUUGUCUCUAUUGCUUGCUUUGCUAAUUCUUCAAUUCUUCUGCUUGCUUUGCUGGUCUACACCUCUGUCUUCAAGAGGCUUUUAUUUCUCCCCCUUGACACGCUGCUUGACUAAAAUAAGGUCCAGCUGUCUAAUGGGUCACAGUAUGAAAUGAUGAAGUGUGGUUGGUUUAGAAACAGCUCUGGUCCAGUCUCUGCCAGAGCCUUAUAAAGUCAUGUUUACCCAUGGUGGGCUGCAUGUAGACCGUGGAUUAUACUGUACCUAUUACCAAAUCCUAACCACUAUGUUAAGUCUUUCUUUCAGUUUGGAGAUUACGUGGAUUAAUUAGGUUAGUGUAAAUACAGUACAUGUAUGUAGCCUGAUACUGGUGGUGGAUAGAGUUUAUCACUCAAUGUAUAAAUCUGAAGCAUCUGGUUGGCAUUUCCACUCCCCACCAAAUAUGGUGAGGAUAGGAAGCCCAGUGGCCAGCAGUGGGAGAGUAUAAUAAUAAUAAUAUGCCAUUUAGCAGACGCUUUUAUCCAAAGCGACUUACAGUCAUGCGUGCAUACAUUUUUUUGUGUAUGGGUGGUCCCGGGGAUCGAACCCACUACCUUGGCGUUACAAGCGCGGUGCUCUACCAGCUGAGCUACAGAGGACCAUAGACGGGUUGGUUGGUAUAGGCGGGUUGGUUUUUUAGUAACAAAACCAACGCGUGCGCAACUAUUGGGCAAAACGGACAGGGUUGGUUUAGAUUGUUGACAACAUGUAAACUAUAUAUUUCGUCUCCAAUGUUUAUUGAAAACAAAUACAUUUGCACAAUGAGCACUUGUCUCUCAAAUACACUGUGACAAUUGUUGGUUAGAUAGCUAAUUUUUGCCCCUCGCCUUUACCCUCAGAACAGCCUCAAUUCGUUGAGGCAUGGACUCUACAAGGUGUCGAGAGCAUCCACAGCCUAUGUUGACUCCAAUGCUUCCGACAGUUGUGUCAAGUUGGCUGGAUGUCCUUUGGGUGGUGGAUCAUUCUUGAUACACAUGGGAAACUGUUGGGCUUGAAAAACCUAGCAGCGUUGCAGUUUUUGACAUAAACCGGUGCGCCUGGCACCUACUACCAUAUCCCGUUCAAAGGCACUUACAUGUUUUGUCUUGCCAUUUCACCCUCUGAAUGGCUCACAUACACAAUCUAUGUCUCAAGGCUUAAAAAUCAUUCUUUAACCCGUCUCAUCCCCUUCAUCAACACUGAUUUUGAAGUGGAUUUAACAAGUGACAUCAAUAAGGGAUCAUAGCGUUUACCUGAAUUCACCUGGUCAGUCUGUCAUGGAAAGAGCAGGUGUCCUUAAUGUUUUGUACACUCUGUGUAUAUUUGGUUUAACUACAUGGUGUUCAGAGUCAGCCUUCUUACCCUUUUUCUUCCCUCCCAGUCCUCCUCAUGAGCUGCCCCCUAGAGAUCCCAUUCAGUCAGCAGUGGAUGAGUUCUUCUGUCCCAAGAUCAUUCUCUGCAAAGAACUGGGGUGAGAGACAUAAUGUAAAAAAAAAAAAAAAGACAUAUAUUGGCUCCUCUCCGGAGGACAAAAGUAACUUUGUUUUACAUUUGAGUUUUGUACAGCUAUUCUGUUACAUAUACAUCAUUCAUACAUUUUUACAUACAUGGUGCUUUUAUACACAGUAUUACAUUACAUAAAUAUUGUUUGAUAUACACAGUACACAUUAAAAUAUACUCCUACAUAUACGGUAUACAUUAUAGUGUAUUCAGAAAGUAUUCAGACCCCUUCACUUUUUCCACAUUUUGUUACGUUACAGCCUUAUUCUAAAAUUGAUUAAAUUGUUUUUUUUCCCCUCAUCAAUCUAUACACUACCCCAUAAUGACAAAGCAAAAACAGGUUUUUAGAAAUAUUUGCUAAUUUUUAUUUAUAUAUAUAUAUAUAUAUAUAUAUAUAAAUAAAAUGAAAUCACAUUUACAUAAGUAUUCAGACUCUUUACUCAGUACUUUGUUGAAGCACCUUUUGCAGAGAUUACAGCCUUGUGUCUUCUUGGGUAUAACACUACAAGGUUGGCACACCUGUAUUUGGAGAGUUUCUCCCAUUCUUCUCUGUAGAUCCUCUCAAGCUCUGUCAGGUUGGAUGGGGAGCGUCGCUGUACAGCUAUUUUCAGGUCUCUCCAGAGAUGUUCGAUCGAGUUCAAGUCCGGGCUCUGGCUGGGCCACUCAAAGACAUUCAGAGACCUGGGUCAUUGUCCUGUUGGAAGGUUAACCUGGGUCAUUGUCCUGUUGGAAGGUUAACUUUUGCCCCAGUCUGAGGUCCUGAGUGCUCUGGGGCAGGUUUUCAUUAAGGAUAUAUCUGUACUUUGCUCCUUUCAUCUUUGCCUCGAUCCUGACUUGUCUCCCAGUCCCUGCCGCUGAAAAACAUCCCCACAGCAUGAUGCUGCCACCACCAUGCUUCACCAUAGGGAUGGUGCCAGGUUUCCUCCAGACGUGACGCUUGGCAUUCAGGCCAAAGAGUUCAAUAUUGGUUUCAUCAGACCAGAUAAUCUUGUUUCUCAUGGUCUGAGAGUCCUUUAGGUGCCUUUUGGCAAACUCCAAGCGGGCUGUCAUGUGCCUUUUACUGAGGAGUGGCUUCCGUCUGGCCACUCUACCAUAAUGGCCUGAUUGGGUGAGUGCUGCAGAGAUGGUUGUCCCUCUGGAAGGUUCUCCCAUCUCCACAGAGGAACUGUGGAGCUCUGUCAGAGUGACCAUCGGGUUCUUGGUCACCUCCCUGACCAAGGCCCUUCUCCCCUGCUUGCUCAGUUUGGCAGGGCAGUAGGAAGAGUCUUGGUGGUUCCAAGCUACUUCCAUUUAAGAAUGAUGGAGGCCACUGUGUUCUUGGGGACCUUCAAUGCUGCAGACAUUUUUUGGGACCCUUCCCCAGAUCUGUGCCUCGACACAAUCCUGUCUCGGAGCUCUACGGACAAUUCCUUCGACCUCAUGGCUUGGUUUUUGCUCUGGCAUGCACUGUCAACUGUGGAACCUUAUAUAGACAGGUGUGUGCCUUUGCAAAUAAUGUCCAAUCAAUUGAAUUUACCACAGGUGGACUCCAAUCAAGUUGUAGACUCAUCAAGGAUGAUCAAUGGAAACAGGAUGAAACCUGAGCUCAAUUUCGAGUCUCAUAGCAAAGGGUCUGAAUACGUAUGUAAAUAAGGUAUUUCUGUUUUAGUAGGUUUUUCUUGCAAACAUUUCUAAAAACCUGUUCUUGCUUUGUCAUUAUGGGGUAUUGUUUCAAUUGAUGAGGGGGAAAAAUAAUUUAAUCCAUUUUAGAAUAAGGCUGUAACGUAACAAAAUGUGGAGAAAGGGUCUGAAUACUUUCCGACUGCACUGGUGUUACAGAUCAUGAGCUUUUAAUCCAAGAGUAUUAUUAUAUUGUUAAUUGAUUGACAGUGGCUGUCCAAAUCUCCCCAGAGACUUAAUGUUGAAUCACCAUAUUUUCUUAUCUGUUCUUUCUAUGAUGCUGACUGAUUUUGCUUUCUGUUCUUCAGGUGUAAUGGGUUGAGGGAGUUCUCUCAGAGGGUAUUCUGCCAUGGACCACCUCCUUUUGUCAUUCUCAACAUGCAGCUUUGGAAGUCUGAGGAGCUGUCCUAUGUUCCCUACCAUCUGGCCCUGUCCCAACACAGGUAAAGAAAUCAUCCAGGCUCUGUCGUAGCUGGCCGCGACCGGGAGACCCAUGGGGCGGCGCGCACAAUUGGCCCAGCGUCGUCCAGGGUAGGGGAGGGAUUUGGCCGGCAGGGGAUGUAGCUCAGUUGGUAGAGCAUGGCGUUUGCAACGCCAGGGUUGUGGGUUCGAUAAAAUAAUGUAUGCACUAACUGUAAGUCGCUCUGGAUAAGAGCGUCUGCUAAAUGACUUAAAUGUAAAUGUAGAGCAGGAGGACUCAUAUCCCAGCCUCAUUGUCUUAGUUGCUGUUUAUUUUUCUCCCUGGAUGUUAAAUGUAAUUGAUUGGCGAUAUGUUUUUAUUUUGUUUAAACAGUAACCUACUUGCCUGUACUUUGCGAUUUGCACUGAUUUCUUUAAGCUUUUUCUGGUAACUGAGAAUGGUCUUUAACAUGCAGAAACAUCAAAUUGUAACUCCCUGCUUUUCCAUAGGUACUCACUGGAGGGCGCCACACUCUUCAACAAGGAAGAGCAUCACUACUCCGCAGCCUUCCAGAUAGACGGCUACUGGAUGCACUAUGACGGGCUGAGGAGCGACAACCUGAUCCUGUUAAACAAGCCCCCUGAACUCCUGCUGCUCUCUUCCCUUGUCUACAUCCGCGCCUCAGACAAAUGAGAUGCACUAAUGUAACCAAGCAGGGAUGGGGUCAGUUCUAUUUUUCAUUCCAUAAUUUCAGGACGAAUAGAAAUUCUCCUGAAUUUACUUGAAUUGAAAAGGAAUUGACCCCAAUUGUGUCACCAUGGUUCAGAAGGGACACAGAAUGAAGGAGGUAGACACUAGACAGCACUAAUAGGAAGGCAUCUUUUGAAAAUUGCACAUCUACACUAA